AUGGUCAACGACGCCAUAGCAAGCCUGAAAAAACGCGGAGGAUCGUCGCUGCAGGCGAUCAAGAAAUAUAUGUCGGCCAAUUAUAAAAUCGACGCCGAGAAAAAAUCAACAUACAUCAGAAAGUAUUUAAUGUCGGCAGUUGAAAUGGGAACACUCAUUCAUACGAGAGGCAACGGUGCUUCGGGUUCGUAUAAACUUGCCGCUAGACAGAGGGGCGGCGAAAGCGGUGUUUCGGCUGGAAAAGCUAGGACCGCUAAGAAGCCAGCGAUAAAAAUAAAAUCGAAGACAGCAAAGUCGAAGGGCGCCGCCAAACCUGCUUCGUCCCUUAAAAAGAAGUCUGCAUCCGCAGCGGGCACAUUAAAAAAGUCGUCGGCGAAACCUAAGACGACAGUCGGUAAGAACAAGACCAUAUACGUGUUUAUCUAUGAACAAGACCAUUUAGG
Messenger RNA from Ctenocephalides felis (cat flea), 443 nucleotides. Its product is annotated as histone H1B-like. Gene Ontology annotation, biological process: negative regulation of DNA recombination; chromosome condensation; nucleosome assembly. NCBI's taxonomy places the organism in Eukaryota, Metazoa, Arthropoda, Insecta, Siphonaptera, Pulicidae. Gene Ontology annotation, molecular function: structural constituent of chromatin; double-stranded DNA binding; nucleosomal DNA binding. The transcript has a single exon. The annotation marks the transcript as partial. The record is from RefSeq and is a predicted model, not a curated record. Gene Ontology annotation, cellular component: nucleosome; nucleus.